UGAUGGUUCGCCGGUGACGUCACCCCGUUCAGAGGCGAAAGAUGGCGGAUAGUAUCCCAUUGCAACCGUUCCAGAAAAGAGGGGCCUAUUACACCUCAGAAAGGAGCAAGAGGAGGUAUCCAGCAGAAGAUGAAGCCUCGCCAUUGGAUGAAAUGCCACUUAUGAUGUCAGAGGAAGGUUUUGAAAAUGAUGAAAGUGAUUACCACACAUUACCGAAAGCCAGAAUUGUGCGACGAAAAAGAGGUUUCGAAUGGUUUGUUUGUGGAGGGUGGAAAUUUCUCUGUACCAGCUGCUGUGAUUGGCUAGUAAAUGUGUGCAGAAGAAAGAAAGAGCUUAAAGCUCGCACUGUUUGGUUGGGAUGUCCAGAGAAAUGUGAAGAAAAGUAUCCAAGAAAUGCAAUAAAAAAUCAAAAGUAUAACGUCUUUACAUUUAUACCUGGGGUUUUGUAUCAACAGUUCAAAUUUUUCUUGAAUCUCUAUUUUCUGGUAGUCGCUUGUUCUCAGUUUGUAACAGCAUUAAAAAUAGGCUACCUCUACACCUACUGGGCACCUCUGGGUUUUGUUCUGGCUGUAACAAUGGUGAGGGAAGCAGUGGAUGAAUACAGGAGGUUCAAGAGAGACAAAGAAAUGAAUUCUCAAUUAUAUAGCAAGCUAACCAUUCGAGGUAAAGUACAAGUAAAGAGUUCAGACAUCCAAGUUGGGGACCUCAUCAUAGUGGAAAAGAAUCAACGAAUACCUGCAGACAUGAUCUUACUCAGAACGUCAGAGAAAACAGGUUCAUGUUUUAUUCGAACUGACCAGCUGGAUGGUGAAACAGAUUGGAAGCUCAAAAUUGCUGUAAGCUGUACGCAGAGAUUACCAGCUCUGGGAGAUCUCUUUUCAAUCAAUGCUUAUGUUUAUGCUCAAAAGCCACAACUGGAUAUUCACAGUUUUGAAGGUAACUUUACACGGGAGGAUAGUGACCCAUCUAUACACGAAAGUCUCAGUAUUGAAAACACUUUGUGGGCCAGCACAGUGGUAGCAUCUGGCACUGUAAUAGGUGUUGUCAUUUACACUGGGAAGGAGACAAGAAGUGUAAUGAAUACAUCAAAUCCCAAAAACAAGGUGGGAUUGUUGGACCUUGAACUGAAUCAACUGACCAAAGCUCUGUUUGUUGCACUGGUUGCACUCUCUGUAGUAAUGGUUGCCUUGCAAGGUUUCGUUGGCCCUUGGUAUCGCUACUUAUUUCGGUUCUUUCUUCUUUUCUCCUACAUCAUCCCAAUAAGUUUACGUGUUAACCUGGACAUGGGCAAAGCUGCUUAUGGAUGGAUGAUCAUGAGAGAUGAGAAUAUCCCAAGAACAGUGGUACGAACAAGCACCAUUCCAGAAGAGUUGGGAAGAUUGGUUUAUUUACUUACAGAUAAAACAGGAACCCUAACUCAAAAUGAAAUGAUUUUUAAACGCCUUCACCUUGGAACAGUAUCAUAUGGCACUGACACAAUGGAUGAAAUACAGAAUCACAUAGCAAGUUCCUAUUCACAGGUACCAUCCCAAGCAAGUGGCAGCAACACCAGCUUAACACCUGCAAGGAAAGGUCAAUCUUCGGCACCCAAAGUCCGUAAACCAGUGAGCAGUCGGGUCCAUGAAGCAGUGAAAGCAAUUGCUUUGUGUCAUAAUGUUACUCCUGUCUAUGAAUCACGCUCUGGAGUAAAUGGAGAAACAGAAUAUGCUGAAGCAGAUCAGGACUUCACUGAUGAAAAUCGCACCUACCAAGCCUCUAGCCCUGAUGAGGUAGCAUUGGUACAGUGGACAGAGAGUGUUGGAUUGACUCUGGUCAACAGAGAUUUGACCUCGAUGCAACUGAAGACCCCUGGUGGACAGAUUUUGACUUUCUUCAUUCUACAAAUUUUUCCAUUCACCUCUGAAAGCAAACGAAUGGGCAUCAUAGUGAGAGAAGAAUCUUCAGGAGAUAUCACUUUUUAUAUGAAAGGAGCUGAUGCUGCAAUGGCCAGCAUAGUUCAGUAUAAUGACUGGUUAGAAGAAGAGUGUGGGAAUAUGGCAAGAGAAGGACUACGUACCCUGGUCGUUGCCAAAAAAUCCUUAACGGAAGAACAGUACCAAGAUUUUGAGAAUCGAUAUAACCAGGCAAAGUUAAGUAUACAUGACCGAACAUUAAAAGUUUCUGCAGUCGUGGAAAGUUUGGAGAGGGAAAUGGAAUUGCUCUGCCUAACAGGUGUAGAGGACCAACUACAGGCUGAUGUGAGGCCUACACUGGAAAUGCUGAGAAAUGCUGGAAUAAAGAUAUGGAUGCUAACAGGAGAUAAACUAGAGACAGCAACAUGUAUUGCAAAAAGUUCUCAUCUAGUAUCAAGAAACCAAGACAUUCAUAUUUUCAGACCAGUGAGCAGUCGAAGUGAGGCCCACUUAGAACUUAAUUCCUUUAGAAGAAAGCAUGAUUGUGCCUUGGUAGUCGCUGGUGAUUCUUUGGAGGUGUGUUUAAAGUACUAUGAGCAUGAAUUUGUUGAGCUUGCCUGUCAGUGCCCUGCCGUUGUGUGCUGCCGAUGUUCACCGACACAGAAAGCUCACAUUGUGAAGCUUCUACAGCAGCACACAGUAGGACGUACGUGUGCCAUAGGUGAUGGAGGUAAUGAUGUGAGCAUGAUCCAAGCAGCUGAUUGUGGCAUUGGCAUAGAAGGAAAGGAAGGCAAACAAGCCUCUCUUGCAGCUGAUUUUUCCAUCACACAGUUUAAGCACAUUGGCAGGUUGUUAAUGGUUCACGGACGGAACAGUUACAAAAGAUCUGCGGCACUGGGUCAGUUUGUCAUCCAUAGAGGCCUUAUUAUUUCCACUAUGCAGGCUGUUUUUUCUUCAGUCUUCUAUUUCGCAUCUGUUCCUUUGUACCAGGGAUUCCUAAUGGUAGGGUAUGCAACCAUCUAUACAAUGUUCCCAGUAUUCUCUUUAGUGCUGGAUCAAGAUGUGAAGCCAGAGACAGCACUACUUUAUCCAGAGCUAUAUAAAGAUCUCACCAAGGGAAGAUCCUUGUCUUUUAAAACCUUCCUCAUCUGGGUUUUAAUCAGCAUAUACCAAGGGGCUAUUAUAAUGUAUGGUGCUUUACUACUAUUUGAAUCUGAAUUUGUCCAUGUGGUGGCUAUUUCCUUCACUGCCUUGAUUUUGACAGAAUUACUAAUGGUUGCGCUAACCAUCAGAACAUGGCACUGGCUAAUGGUUGUUGCUGAGUUAUUCAGCCUUGGCUCCUAUGUGGCAUCUCUUGCUUUCCUUAAUGAAUAUUUUGGUAUUGGUAGAGUGUCACUGGGAGCUUUCCUAGAUUUUGCCUUUAUCACAACUUUAACCUUCCUGUGGAAAGUGUCAGCAAUUACUGUUGUAAGCUGUCUUCCUCUGUACAUACUCAAGUACUUGAAGCGCAAAUUCUCACCUCCGAGUUACUCCAAGCUUACCUCGUAAAUGUUAAUCUGAGUCUGCAGUUACUUGCGCAUGCGCCUGUAGCUGGUUCCUCUGCUGUGCUCUAGAGACUGACCAUAAAGAUUCUAACAGGACUACCACAGAAGUCUGUGAGCACAAUGGUGAGGCUGUACAAAUAUAAACUUAUAACUGAUACAAGUCAGUAAACAGAAGAUAAAAUAACAUUUAUGUUCUUUUUAAAUAAAAUUACCUUAAUUAGCAUGGAAAUAAAUUACUUUUAUAAGUCAUUAGGAUUUUUUUUGCUAAAGAAAUACACCGUAAACCCCUUAUUUCAGCUCAUUUUAUCAUACCACUAUAAAAAAUGUAUAUUUAUUUUUAACAACUUGAAGUUAUAAAUGACAUAUAUGCUGCUAAAUUACAUUGAUAAAUAUGCACUAUAAUAAAAUGUGUAUAGGUGUUUAGAUAUCAUAGUAUUUUAGUGGGAGCAGUAGUCUUCCAUUCUCUAGUUCCCGUUCAUUUUCUAAAGCAGAACAAAAGCCAGAAUAGAAUUGAUGAUUGUGACAGCAGUAUGUUAAUUGCACAAAACUUUAAUAUGUUUGUACAUAAUUCCAUGUUAGCAACGGUUCCUCACAGGCUGUCAAGUAAUUAAUUAGAAAAUUGCUUCAAUUGCUUUAAAGAUUUCAAUGCAAACACCAAUUCAUAACAAAUAUACAUUCCUUUCUGUUGUAAUACACUAAAUUUGUACUAGUCUCUAUGUUUAGUUGCUUUGUAAUUUACAUACUUUGGUUACUCAGGUAAAAGAACAAAUAAAGGAUACUGUGCUAUUUAUUAUUGUUUAUGAUAGGAAAAAAAAAUUUCUUCCAUUCUGUAACUUAGACUCUUACAAGGAAAAUGUUUAAUUUCUGUUAUAUAUAUAGGUUUUAUUAGGCUACAAAUUUAAAUGUGUUUUCAAUUAUUAUAGCAGGGUAUCAUGCCACAUGCCAAAGUACCAUGGUACUUUACUAAUAAAUCCGAAUUGUGUUAAUAGCACUGUGGUAGCGAAUUAUCACAUUUUCUGCAGUCCUCUGGGCUGGUGUAUUAAAUGACUAAGUUUACUUUUGGCUAUUUGUUUUCUUAAGGAAAAGAAGCUAAUCACUGAAACUCUAUUAAUAUGCCAUCCAGUAUGUAUACAUUGCCAGCAGUCAUGUGACAAUAUGACACAAAAACAAUAAUGCUAUCCUUUUGAAGGGUUUUGUUUUUAUGUAAAUAUACAGAUUUGAGCAUUUAGGCUUGAAAAGCUGGUUGGAACCUAAUUCCAUUAUUUUUAACAUGCUUUCAUUUGAAAUAAUGUAUAUCUUUGUUACAAAAGCAAUAAAGUAUAAUUUCUAUCA
Molecule: messenger RNA, 4768 nt
Organism: Bombina bombina (fire-bellied toad)
Lineage: Eukaryota; Metazoa; Chordata; Amphibia; Anura; Bombinatoridae
Gene: ATP9B
Product: ATPase phospholipid transporting 9B (putative)
Exons: 30
Coding region: 42-3440 (1132 amino acids)
Biological process (GO): endocytosis; retrograde vesicle-mediated transport, Golgi to endoplasmic reticulum; phospholipid translocation
Cellular component (GO): endosome; trans-Golgi network; plasma membrane
Molecular function (GO): ATP binding; ATP hydrolysis activity; magnesium ion binding
Source: RefSeq, a predicted model, not a curated record